Messenger RNA from Penicillium daleae, 1161 nucleotides. RefSeq lists its product as uncharacterized. Gene Ontology annotation, molecular function: glycosyltransferase activity. The record is from RefSeq and is a predicted model, not a curated record. NCBI's taxonomy places the organism in Eukaryota, Fungi, Ascomycota, Eurotiomycetes, Eurotiales, Aspergillaceae. Bases 1 to 1161 code for a protein of 386 amino acids. The transcript has a single exon. Gene Ontology annotation, cellular component: membrane.
AUGGCCCCUGAUUUCUGUGCAGACUUUCCCACUCAUCUGUUAGAUCGCAUCCAAGUCGUCCUUAAAACUGGCACUGGCGAGCCUGAGAAGAGCAGAGCACACCUUUCUACCGUUACUUCCUGCAUAACCAACCUCAUCGUUUUUUCCGAUCAUGACGAGAAAAUUGGUCGGUAUCACUUCAUUGAUAUACUCGAAGACCUCCCACCAACCUAUGCCUUUAACAACCCGGACUUUGCGGCUUACCAUGCUCAGAAAUUGGCACAUUCACAAGGUGGUUCGGUAGGCUAUUCGCAGGAAGGCUGGCGACUCGACCGCUUCAAGUUUUUGCCUAUGGUUGAGAAGACGUAUGAAAUGCGCCCGCACGCUAAUUGGUAUGUCUUCAUCGAAGCCGACACCUAUUACUUUUGGGACACAUUGUUUCGCAUCCUCGAUCAGCUCGACCCAUCCAGGAUGCAUUAUAUAGGGUCACCGGUUCUGGGAUCUAACGGUCGAUAUUUUGCGUAUGGCGGUGCAGGUUUUGUACUGUCAACGGGCGUAAUGAAACGCUUGAUUCGAGACUCCAGCAUUGACUCUCGCGUCAGUGUUCAAUACCAGGACUGGGCUAAGAAGGACUGCUGUGGCGAUGCCGUGCUUGGUUAUGCAAUCCUAGAUAAAACCGGAGUGAAACUGGAAGGUCUUUAUCCUACGUUUGCUGGUGACGAACUCGGGACCCUUAAAGUGGACAGGGAGAGGUGGUGUAUUCCACUGCUUGCGCUUCACAGAAUGUCGCCAGAGCAGAUGACGGCGCUGUGGGAAUGGGAGCGGACGAGGCCAUAUAAUGAGGUAUUUGUCGUUCUCUCUGCCGGGGAUGUGUCCACCGCUAACGCUGUUAGCAACCUUUUCUUCACUCGUCCAUACUCGCAUAUACCCAUUCUCAUCUCCGCAAUGAGUCGACCUGGGCAUUCUGGGACAACUACUCCGACAUUACUCAACCAGAAGACUCCCCUGCCCAUUCUUCUGCUGCAGCGUGCAGCUCUUUCUGCUCUACGAACCCAGAUUGCCUGCAAUUUUCCUAUUCUUCCGGAAAGUGCCGGUUUGGGAAGUCGAUACAGAUGGGAAAGCCUGUUCCAGACGAUCAAGGUUCCAUAUCUGGUUGGGAUAUCGAAAAAUUGUCAAAAUUAG